AAAUAAAGAGUAAUAAUAAUAUAAUGGUUAAGUAUCAUCCUAAAUUCUGGACAGAUGGAAUCUAUCAAUGUUGCCGGCAGACUGAAAAACUGGCACCUGGCUGUGAAAAGUAUAAUCUCUUUGAAAAUGGAGUUAAAGCUGUACCUUCAUCAAGGACAGAUAAACAUAAGUUUCAGAGAAGGCCUCCACCUCCUGUUCCUCCAGAAGAAGAAGAGGAAGAAGAAGAAGAAGAAGAAGUGGUAGUAGCCAUGUACGAUUUUGAACCCACGGAACUUCAUGAUUUGAGAUUAGAAAGAGGUCAAGAAUAUAUCGUAAUUGAAAAAAAUGACAUCCAUUGGUGGAAAGCAAAAGAUAAAUAUGGAAGCCAAGGAUAUAUUCCAAGCAAUUAUGUAACAGGAAAGAAGUCCAACAGUCUGGAGCAAUAUGAGUAA
Notechis scutatus (mainland tiger snake) is the source of this 431-nucleotide messenger RNA. The record is from RefSeq and is a predicted model, not a curated record. NCBI's taxonomy places the organism in Eukaryota, Metazoa, Chordata, Lepidosauria, Squamata, Elapidae.